Messenger RNA from Vespa velutina, 2381 nucleotides. RefSeq names its product mitochondrial carnitine/acylcarnitine carrier protein (gene colt). The coding region runs from base 104 to 994 and encodes 296 amino acids. Gene Ontology annotation, biological process: mitochondrial transport; carnitine transmembrane transport. Lineage: Eukaryota; Metazoa; Arthropoda; Insecta; Hymenoptera; Vespidae. The record is from RefSeq and is a predicted model, not a curated record. The transcript has 5 exons. Gene Ontology annotation, molecular function: O-acyl-L-carnitine transmembrane transporter activity. Gene Ontology annotation, cellular component: mitochondrial envelope.
UGUUAAUGUCUAUCAUUGACCUUUGGACUUAGAUACGGCAUAUAAGAGACACCGAGAAAAGUUUAAGUAAUUUUGGAUAUAUUAUUAACACGAAUUUUUAAUCAUGGGAUCUGAAACCGUGAGUCCUAUUAAAUAUUUCCUCAGCGGAGGAUUUGGUGGAAUAUGUACAGUAGUUGCUGGCCAUCCUCUUGAUACUAUCAAAGUGCGUCUUCAAACUAUGGCACUUACUGGACCGAAUGAAAAGCCUCUGUAUAUAGGUACAUUAGAUUGUGCUAAAAAAACUAUAGCAAAAGAAGGAAUACGUGGUUUAUACAAGGGUAUGGGAGCACCAUUAGUUGGAGUGGCACCUAUAUUUGCAAUGAGUUUUUUGGGAUAUGGUGUUGGAAAAAAGUUACAACAAAAAAGUCCAGAUGAUAAGCUCACUAUACCACAAUUAUUUUAUGCUGGUGCAUUUAGUGGAAUAUUUACAACUAUUAUCAUGGCACCUGGUGAACGGAUAAAGUGUCUAUUACAAAUACAACAUGCAGAUGCAGAGAAAAGAUAUAAAGGUCCCUUUGAUUGUGCUAAACAACUUUAUCGAGAAGGAGGCCUUAGGAGUAUUUAUAAGGGUACAUGUGCAACCUUUUUGAGAGAUAUACCUGCAAGUGGAAUGUAUUUUAUGACAUAUGAAACUAUACAAAGGUGGAUAGUACCUGAUGGAGAAAAACUAGGUUUAUUAUCAACAAUAUUAGCCGGUGGUUUUGCUGGUAUUGCCAAUUGGGUAGUUGGUAUUCCACCAGAUGUUUUAAAAAGCCGAUUGCAAGCAGCUCCUGAAGGCACAUAUAAAAAAGGUAUUCGUGAGGUGUUUGCACGUUUGCUAAAAGAGGAGGGGCUAAGAGCACUUUAUAAAGGGUGCACGCCCGUUAUGUUACGUGCUUUUCCCGCAAAUGCGGCAUGUUUUCUUGGAUUUGAAGCAGCUAUGAAUGUUUUAAAUUGGAUAGCACCUAGUUUAUAAAAUUAAACUUAGGACUGCAAUAGCAAUUAUUCAAAUGGUUUAUUAUACUUUUGUUGAUCAUACUUUUUAUAUAAUGUACUAUUUUGUAGAUCAUAUUAAAAGUUUAUUAACGUAAUCUCAUAAGCAGUAGUAACAAAGUUAACAACAAAACUUGCCUCAUUUAUUUAAUGAUAAUUACUACUGUAAUAGUGUAACUAUGGGUUUCUUUAAAUAUUGAAUUUUUAAACUGUUUGUUUAUAAAAUGUUUAAAUUUUUAAUGUUAUUAUUCAGUACAGAAUUAUAUUUUAAUUGAAUUUUUUAAGAAUAAAAUAAUAUAGUUUAUAAAGGAAAUAUGACAUAUCAACAAUAUAAUAUUAAGAAAUAUAUAUUAUUCAUAUAUAUAGCACUGCCAUACAUAUCACAAGUCAAGAAAUAUUAAUUCUAUAUUUUUUGAGUAAAUUAUAAAAGUACUAUAUCUAUAUCAACAUUUUAUAUUGAAAAUGAAAUAAGUAGAAGUGUUCAUUUGUAUGAUAUCUUAUCACAUCAAUGUUAUACAUAAGAAUGUAUAAAUUAUAUUGAAAGUUGGUCUAUUGAAUCUAGGUAUCUAAAUGAACAUAGUUUAUAUAUAUAAAAAAAAAAAAAAAAAAAAAACCACUCUAGAUAUUAUAAUUUAUUUUUAUAAAAAAGAGUUAUAAUAUAAAAUGAUGAACUUUGUUAUUUAAAACAGUAGUGCAUUGUACUGCUUAUGCAUAUACUGAUUUGUAAUUAAAUGUAAUAUUAUAAAGCUGUAUCUUGUUUAUUAUAUUUAUCAAGAUUAUUGUAAAUUGUUUACAAUAUAUAUAGUUAUAUAGUAGUUUUUUGUACAUGACACAAUCUUAAGAUAUUAUAUGAAGUAAAAAAGAAAAGAGAUUAUUCUCUUUACCUAAUUCUUUAACAUUUCACAUCCAUAAUUUCCAUAUGAUAUUGUAUAUAAUCAUACCGUUCAAUUACUCUUCCCAGUCAUCUGUGUCAGCUUGAGAAUCAUAUUCACUCGUAGCAGAAUUUCUAUCGGAUGCAUAGUGUUCACUCGACUUAGGCGGCGGUGGUGGUAUUGAACUUGACAUUCUCUCUAAUGCCCCUGUUGCAGAGCCAGCAAUACCUUUUCUUCUUAAAGCUAAUUUUGCAUGAAGAUCUGCCAUUAGAUCUCCGCCUACCGAAGCUGAUGACCAACGAUUUUCUUUUUUAUCAAUUGGCACUGUAGGUCUCAAUUUUGCUCUUCCAAUACCACCCGCAUCACGUAUUGCUGCCAUUAAAUUUGAUCGAUCAUCGGUAUUAAUAUUUUUUAUAUUAGACUGAGAUCUUUUUUCGUUCUGCUUUUGUAAACUUUCAUCUUGAGAUUGUUUCUCUGUUGAUGAUGUAGAUGGUAAUG